GCCGUCGAGCUUCUCCUUGCUUGGAUCCCAGGCGAGAGAUCUGAGAAAAUGAUGCUCUCACGAGCAAAACCUGCUGUCAGUGGAGAGACACUACAGACGGAUAAAAAGAAGAAAAAAGGGAAAAAAAUUCCAAAGCUCGAGGAAUAUCUCACUGCCAGAGACUAUUCUGGGGCCCUAACUUUACUGGAGUUCAAACGGCAUCUGGGCGAGAAGGAGGAUGACAUUGACAUGUGGAUGGGAUACUGUGCGUUCCAUCUCGGAGAUUAUAGGAGGGCUAUGGAGGAAUAUGAAACUCUCACAAAGAAUGAAGACAUUCACCCAGAUGUUUGGGUGAAUCUGGCAUGUACUUUCUUUUUCCUGGGGAUGUACAAAGAAGCAGAGGAAGCUGCAAUGAAAGCUCCUAAGAGUCGAUUACAAAACCGCUUGUUAUUUCACCUGGCUCAUAAGUUCAGUGAUGAGAAGAGAUUGAUGAACUAUCACCAGAAUCUGCAGGACAUCACUGAAGAUCAGCUCAGUUUGGCUUCGAUCCACUAUAUGCGCUCUCAUUACCAGGAGGCCAUUGAUAUCUACAAGCGCAUCCUGCUCGAUAACCGGGAAUUUAUGGCCUUGAAUGUGUACGUGGCACUGUGCUACUAUAAACUGGAUUACUAUGAUGUUUCCCAGGAAGUCCUUGCCGUUUAUUUGCAACAUUAUCCUGACAGCACCAUUGCACUGAACCUGAAAGCCUGCAACCACUUCCGGCUCUAUAAUGGAAAGGCAGCAGAGGCAGAGCUGAAAAAUUUAAUGGACAUUGCUUCUCCUGUGUUUGAUUUUGCGAAAGAGCUCAUAAAGCACAACCUGGUGGUGUUCCGGGGUGGAGAGGGUGCCUUGCAGGUCCUCCCACCACUUAUUGAUGUCAUUCCUGAAGCCAGGCUCAACCUUGUCAUUUAUUACCUGCGACAAGAUGAUGUGCAAGAGGCUUAUAAUCUUAUCAAAGACCUGGAGCCCACAACACCUCAGGAAUAUAUUCUGAAAGGUGUGGUGAAUGCAGCUCUGGGACAGGAACAGGGCUCGAGGGAGCAUCUGAAGAUUGCACAGCAAUAUUUCCAGCUGGUAGGAGGAUCCGCCAGCGAAUGUGACACCAUCCCUGGUCGCCAGUGUAUGGCCUCCUGUUUUUUCCUACUGAAACAAUUUGAGGAUGUUUUAAUCUACCUAAACUCUGUCAAGAGUUACUUCUAUAAUGAUGACCUCUUUAACUUCAACUAUGCACAGGCGAAAGCAGCUGUUGGCAACUUCAAGGAAGCUGAGGAAGUAUUUCAGCUGAUUCAGAAUGAGAAACUGAAGAAUGACUACAUUUACCUCAGUUGGCUGGCCCGUUGCUAUGUCAUGAAUAAGAAACCACGUCUGGCAUGGGAGCUCUACCUGAAGAUGGAGACAUCUGGAGAGUCUUUCAGCCUCCUACAACUCUUGGCUAAUGACUGCUACAAGAUGGGACAGUUCUACUACGCUGCCAAAGCUUUUGAUGUCCUUGAGCGCCUGGAUCCAAAUCCGGAAUAUUGGGAGGGGAAGCGGGGAGCUUGUGUUGGUAUCUUCCAAAUGAUCCUUGCAGGCCGUGAACCAAAGGAGACCAUGCGGGAAGUUCUCCAUCUCCUCCGAAAUACUGGGAAUCCUCAGGUGGAAUACAUAAUCCGUACCUUAAAGAAAUGGGCCAAAGACAACCGAGUAGCCGUCUAAAUGUGGUGAGGGGACGGACGAGGAAUUAAUUAGACUGAAAUUCUUUGUUGAACUAAUGCUUUAAAUGGUUCAGUUCUGAUUUUCCCACUAAUCCAUGAGCCCCAACAAAGAGUUCAUACAAAGUGCAGUGUUACAAUGUGGCCCUCUGUGAGAAAACACUUGCUUUUUUACACUGGACUAAAAGUAAUUUAAAUUUAAAACCAUGCUUUCAAUAUGGUUUUUAAUUUCCACUUUUUACUCGUCCUCAUUCAGAGGAUAACGGAUGAAUCAAAUGUUUCAGCAUACAGGCUCAAUCAUACAGGCUCCAAUAUUAUUUUCCACACCCAUUAAUAUGCACAGAGAAAGGUUGCAGGUCAGCACAUGUGGGUUGCAUGGUUCUCAAGUAAAAGAGGGUUCAUAAAUUACAUUAAUAUUCUUCAUGGGAUUGUUGCUGCCAGCACCACUCCCUCCCCCGUCCAUCCAUUAAAGCAUGAACAGGAAGGUUUCAUCCAGAGCCACAGCACCAUUUGUGUUCUAAUCACUGAUUUCACUGCAUCUGUGUGUGAUAGGGCUGUGUGUGAGCCUGUGUUGCAGGAUGAGUAAGAUUAUCGUCUAAAACAAAUUGUGGCAGCAGAAUGUUUGCACCCGCACUGAUGUACGUGACUAUGGAGACCAGUUACAGAUUUUAGCACCUCCCCCAUCCACCACCUCCAUGGUUUCCCACCCACUAAAUUCACACUGGGAAGAAUAAGCAGAGGCAAGUCCAUGAAUCAGCAGGAACAGAUCUGAAAGGCAUCAAGCAACCCACAUGGUGUGCUCAAUCAUUUUCAGUUCAAGACAAGCACCAAUGUGGGGCUGGGAGCAGGAAGAUGCUCAGAGCUGGAAAAUAAUGUAUAGUGUGUUGUAACUAAAUAUGGUAGUGUGUUUUGUACUUGCCUUCCCUGGUGCCCUGUGCUGUAAAGUGUGCAUGUGUGGAAUAGUCUGCAGACAUCGUUCAAGCCAUGCAUGUAAAAACUGGUUAUUUGUGUGAGGCACCAGGGUGUGUGUCUUGUGGCUGAGGGACCUCAGGGAAAAUACUGUCCCAAGACAUUCUGUUUAAAACAAUAUUUAUCAAUUAGUUUUAUGUUUCUUUUACAGACACUACAGUUAUGUUACAGUUCUUUCUCAUGUAUUUACCUAC
Molecule: messenger RNA, 2872 nt
Organism: Pristis pectinata (smalltooth sawfish)
Lineage: Eukaryota; Metazoa; Chordata; Chondrichthyes; Rhinopristiformes; Pristidae
Gene: ift56
Product: tetratricopeptide repeat domain 26
Biological process (GO): intraciliary transport involved in cilium assembly; intraciliary anterograde transport
Cellular component (GO): ciliary basal body; intraciliary transport particle B; ciliary base
Molecular function (GO): protein binding; intraciliary transport particle B binding
Source: RefSeq, a predicted model, not a curated record